Messenger RNA from Plasmopara halstedii, 2862 nucleotides. Its product is annotated as di-glucose binding protein with kinesin motor domain. Lineage: Eukaryota; Oomycota; Peronosporomycetes; Peronosporales; Peronosporaceae. The transcript has a single exon. The coding region runs from base 1 to 2862 and encodes 953 amino acids. Gene Ontology annotation, cellular component: microtubule; kinesin complex. Gene Ontology annotation, molecular function: ATP hydrolysis activity; microtubule binding; ATP binding. Gene Ontology annotation, biological process: microtubule-based movement. The record is from RefSeq and is a predicted model, not a curated record.
AUGCCGCUCUUGAUGCGACAAAAGCACUCAACACUAACAGCUAAUAGUGUUGUGAUUGCCAAUCUAGAGACGAUGGAAUAUGGUGGCGACGAGCUUGGUAUGGUCCUGAACAAGGAGGAAAUUAACCAACAUGACGAAAGCUCCAAUAUUAUUGUGAAAGGCUCAGCAUUUAAUCCAGAGCCUUCAGCUUCUCUCGUUGUGCAUAUGACAAAAGAAGUGCGUCGAAAUGUAGGAAAGCACAACCACUUGUUUGUGAUGGAAGCAGAUCACUUGCAAGAAGAAAUUUUAACGCUGCGUACUACAUGUACUGGAACGAAGCGAAAAGUACGUUUCGAUUCUUUAGAAUAUGGUGAGUCUACAACGGAUGUCCCCGUCGUACUUGGUGAUUCGGAAGCGGGUUUUCUUUGCUGGAAAGAAUUUGUAAAGACGAAGAAAUUGAAUGAAAAGUCAAUUGCGGAAGCUCAGCGAUGGAAGAUGCAAGUGAUAGAACUCAACGCUUACAUUUCCAUGCAACAUGACGAAGUAGCAGUACUGCGCACAUGUGCAAGGGAAAAAGACGCAGCGAUUGAGAAAGCAGAGGCUGAAGCGAAAGAACUUCGACACUUGAAUCAGAUGCAUUCUCAGGAGAUGAAUUUGCUGCAUGACAAGAUUCAACAUUUGACCACCGAGAUAAAUAAGGGUAGCAUGCAUUUGAAAAUGAUCACGGAGAAAUGGACUGAGACACAGGCCAAAUAUGGACUUCUAGAGCGAGAGAAUAGCAUACUUCGGAAUCAGCUUCAGGUUGCUUGUCAGCAUGCUGUAGAACGAGAGCGCGAGUUUGUCUUAGUACGAGAUGCGCGAGAUGCUCUUCACCUCCACAUAAAUCAACUUAAUGGGACUGGAGCUGCAAAGACAGCACAAAUAAAUGCAUCCCAAGCUUACAAAAGUAACAUUCGUGAAUAUUUGCAGUUCCAACAAGAAGCCAUUCAGCGUCACGCAGUGUUUCGUCGUCUGGUUAAUAAUGUAGCACGUAAUGCCAUCAUGUCGUUGCAUGCGAUGCGUGCCACAAUAACACAGAUACGAGUUCCACUUGUAGCUUUUCAAGGAGAUUUCCGACGAUUUUUUGACAACCUUCGUGUCCCUGUUUUGACUCUUCUUGACCAAACGUCCCGAUAUGCAAUGGCAGCACAUAUUGAACAUGCUCCGUUGCGAGUGGCUCUUACGUUUUCGGAACUUACUCGUCAACACCUUCAUGAGCAAUUAUGGCGGACGCGACGAAAUGCGAUGGUUAUAUGCCAGCUUCAGAAUGUUCAGGAUUCGGUGGCUGAAAGUACUAACGAAGCCGAAAUGUCAGUGGUUCGAGGUAAUUACAGCAACGGAGAGCUACUUCUACGUCAAAAGUACGACAAUAGAGAAGAAGUCUUGGACGUUCAAUGUGACGCAAUUUUUUCGGACCGAGGUCGGGAAUGGGAUCGUCACGAGACCAUCAUGCCACUUGUUCAAUCGGUUUUUGACGGAUGCAACGCGUGUGUCAUAACCUUUGCCAAAGCUUUGCCUUUGAAAAUUGGGGCGACGGUAAGGCAAACGGUUCCAGAGUUAAUUCUACGCGAGUUGUUUGAAGCUAUGGGAAUGCAUGGGACUGACGCACGUUUUUAUCGAGCUAAGGUCACCAUUAGCUUUUUGGCUGUUUUUAAUGAGACUGUGUACGACCUGUUAGGAGUUGAGCGAACGCUAUCAAUGACGACUGACGCUGCUGUCGCUACUGGUCAACAGAUAGUAGUACUUGAAGUACAAGAUGCAGAGGAAGCUCUCAUGGUACUUGCUGGAGGACGUGAGUGUCUUGCGGCUAGUGGGGUACCAGACCUUAAAGCAAAUGAUGUAGCUCCGUCACUCUUGAAUUCGUCACUCACUCAUACGGUUGUGACCGUAUGCUUGUCAUUUGAAAAUCUGCUCACUGGUUGUGGACUCAACAAAUCAAAGCUUCAGAUUGUAGAAUUGGCGCUUGGAUCAAAGUACGCCGGAAACCAAUCGCCUCUAUGCUCUGACAAUCAUGAAGAAGAGAAUCAGCGAGUGGCAGCGGACAAAGGCAUAGAUGCACUUGUGACAGCGCUUGCAGACGUCCGCUUCAAGGAUGUGACUUCCGUGCGCUAUCAUAACUCGGAACUCACUGUUCUCCUUCAAGAUACUAUUAAGUUUGGUGCGAAAUUCCUCGUGUUAGUUGCUCUCCCUUCUUUCUACUCAUCUCGCCAAACUACCGAAGACGCCAAUCCUGCAGCUAUAGUACGCAUUCUUCAACUCAUGCGUUCAUCUAUUGGAAGUGAUGAUCCGCGUCUAAGUUUGAAAAACAAUAACCACGAUCGGUCAGUCGAAGGUUUCAUGAAUCGAUUAGCUUUACAACAGUCACAGCAAUAUCGUGGGUAUACUUUUCCAUUCUCUUCAUUUCAAAUGCGAGAAUACGCUCGGCAUUAUGCGAUUGUACCAAGUUCAUGGAGUACCGAGCUCGAGGAUUUGACCAAGCGAUAUGAUAAACAAGCACUUGAUUCCUUAAUCGCAACACCUCCAGCUCGUAUAUAUCAUAAAGUUGACCAAGUUUGUGAAGAUGAGCAACAGCAUCACUACCACACCAUCUCUUAUCCCCCUCCCGACCCUAUAGACAGUCAAUUAAAAGUUCCGCGGCUCAAUCUCGACCGAUCAGCCACUUCGAAACUAAUACCGUCAUGCAAUCAUUCCAAAAGUAUUUAUAAAAAUACGGCGACAGCAGUAAGAACAGCAAUUGCACCUAUGACUGUCUCUUCUACCCGUAAAUCCACAUGUGAAUAUCGUCAUCAAAUGGCUUCUACCGUCUUGAAAAAGACCUUUCAAUCUCGUAUUCCAUUUCGAUAG